Messenger RNA from Gryllus bimaculatus (two-spotted cricket), 327 nucleotides. NCBI's taxonomy places the organism in Eukaryota, Metazoa, Arthropoda, Insecta, Orthoptera, Gryllidae. The record is from the annotation of a GenBank genome assembly.
AUGGCCGGCCGUGGCCCGCGGCGCCUGCCGCUCCCGCCCGCGCCCGCGCCCGCGCCCGCGCCCAAGCCGCCAUCCGCCCUGGACCGCCGAGACAGCCCUGGCCCCGCGCCGGCCACUCCCACCCGCCUGCCUGCCCCACGCCCGUCCCAGGCGCACUCGCAGCCGUCGUACGUGCUGCUCGCGGAGGAACGCUUUUCAAAACGGUGUGUUCGAAAUUACCACCUGAACAACCUCCGCACCUCUACACGCGCCGCAAGAGCCCUCGAUGCGUAUACGCAACAGCAUGUUGCGUAUACGUUGGUACUUCGAACGAUGUCCGAUGCGUGA